UGUUUUUUAUCCGAUUUGUUGUUCACCCUACUUGGGAGAGGCAUCCCUCCUCUGCUGCCCUCCCCGGGGCUUCCUCCUAUUGUUCUCCCUGUUUUUUUUAGGGAGUUGUUCCUUAUCCGAUGCGAGGGCCUAAGGGUGUUGUGUUGCUUGAGACAAAUGUGUAAUUUAUCCUACUGGGCAUGAACAAAUAGCUGUGCCAUUUUACAAUCCUGGCACCCCCCCCCCUUCCCUUGCCAACGUGAACUGAGGGUCGCUAGUCUGAUUUAGCGAAACCCUGCUUGGACGCCGUAGUAAACGAUCGACAUCCAUGUGCUGAGCUACAACACGGACCUAUUUAAUACAAAUCAGGGGCAGCCUGAUCCAGAUAGUUUACAGUUGUGUGUGUUGAAAUGGACAGAUUUUUAGUGCGACUACCCAAAGGCGAAACGCCCAUGAAAGCAAGGAGUAAGGAGAAGGUUUAUAAGCAAACGACGAUCGAGUCCUUACGGAGGGUGGUCGUGAUUGAGGACGUGAUGCGCUACAAGGCCACUCUGGAGUUGCCUGAACAGCCCAAGGAAAACCUCCUGGAUGCCUUGACAGAGCUGAGCAAGAAGAUUCCAUCCAAGGAGGUGCUGAAGUCGACAAAAAUAGGUCACACUGUCAACAAAAUGCGAAAGCACCCAGACCCUGAGGUGAGCUCAUCGGCAGCACAGGUUUACACUCAAUGGAGGACAUUCAUCGAGGAGAAUUCAAACAAGCCUUCCAUUGAAGUACGCUCUGACAAGCAAUCUGAAGGACUCAGGAGCAACGCUAGAAGACUAAUGGCCGAUGCACUGGAAGUUAAGAUGGACUGUGGCCUCAUCGACAACAUCGAGAGAGAAGUGUUCCACCAGAGCUCCCGGCUGGUCAGUAGCGCAUACCGACGAACUGUGAGGGCACUCGUCUUUGCCUUCAAACACAAACCCGAGCUCAGAACUCAAGUGAAGGACAGCACAGUGACGGUUAACCAGCUGGUUUCCAAUUAUAAAAAAUGACUGCAGUUGGAUAACACUGGAUAUUGGGCAAUACAAAUAAAAUUGACUGGACUUGACUUGACUUGCCAUAGACUCCACUGUGCCAUGGUGAAAUUGACUUUUAGGAAAUUGAUUUUAUUUAAUUAGAUUUUGGUGUAUGCGUUUUUUUUGGGAUCUUUAUUAUUUUCUAGUUUGUUUGUUUUUUACUCUUCUUAUUUACAUGAUUAAGAAUAUUUUCUGCUUCUUGGUUCAUCGUGAGCUGUGAAAUAUUUUAUUGUUGCAUGGCGAUCAUUGCAAAAUUAGCGUGUAACUUACUGUCGGGGAGCAGGGGUGGUCAUGCUUUGCUCAUCCCAUGGUAACAAAGGUGAAAUAUACCUCAUUUUAUCAAACAAAGUCAACGUAG
Molecule: messenger RNA, 1395 nt
Organism: Lampris incognitus (smalleye Pacific opah)
Lineage: Eukaryota; Metazoa; Chordata; Actinopteri; Lampriformes; Lampridae
Gene: tceanc2
Product: transcription elongation factor A (SII) N-terminal and central domain containing 2
Exons: 4
Coding region: 390-1013 (207 amino acids)
Biological process (GO): DNA-templated transcription
Cellular component (GO): nucleus
Source: RefSeq, a predicted model, not a curated record